Messenger RNA from Camellia sinensis, 1467 nucleotides. The record is from RefSeq and is a predicted model, not a curated record. Lineage: Eukaryota; Viridiplantae; Streptophyta; Magnoliopsida; Ericales; Theaceae.
UUAAAAAGCGCCUUCGAAUGUGUUACACUGUUUCUCUCUCUCUGCCUUCAAGCCCUCAAAUCUCUCACAACUUAUUUGAAUCUGAGAAACCCUAGAGUCUCAAAGAAACCGAUCCCUCAAAUCUCUCACUCUCUCUCUCUCUCUCUAAGCCCUUCAGUUCCUUCAACUUGAUUCAACCUUCUUCAGCUCGGUGAUUCAUCAUUCGAUCGAUCCAAUCUCAGAAUGAUUUUGAUUUCAAAGCUCCACCGCCACCGCCAUCACCAUCUGCAUCUGCAUCUGCAUCGCCUACUAACGAUAUGCAUGAUUUCGAUUUUGAUUUCGAUUUCAAUCGAAUCUCAGUUUCGUCGAUUCUUCUCUCUCUCGAUCUCUGUCUCUGUCUCCCUCUCUCUCUCGAUCUCUCUGGAUCUCUGUCUCUCUCGCACAAUCUCAUUCUCUACGUACACAUUAUCUGUACUUUUUUUUGAAUAAUUUUUUUCCCCUAAAAAUCUCUCUAUACAAGUAUAUAUAUGAAUUUAUAUAUGUAUCUCUAUGUAUUGAUUGAAUAAUCAUCCUUAUUUUGUUUUCAGGCUCACGAAUGAUCCAAUCGUGAUCGGCAGUGACGGAAAAAAUUAUGAAGGUUUUUGGCAGAGUUCAUCCUGAUUUUUGGCUGUUGAUACUGACUUUGAACUUUCACUCUCAUGGCUCCCACUCAUUUUAGUUGCUCAUUUCUUGCCUGAAUAUAUUAGGACUAUUUGCUCUAUUUUACUUGACAUAAAUAGCUUCCUAAGUUACUUAUAAAGAAAAUCUUGUUAAAGGUGGUUUAAAGUCUCUGCAAGCUUGUCAGCAACUUGGGAUCGAACCAUGGUCAUGCACUUACUGCACCGAUUAAGAAAAUCUAACAUGCCAUCUCAUCUUGCUAUGCUCUAUUAAGUGAUGGUUUUUAUGGUUAACUACUCAGUUUAUAAUUCCACAAAUGAAGAGCAUUUAAGUGCUAUGCACACAAUUGCGCAUACUUAUCAUUAAUUAGCAUGUAGACAUUUAUACUUUAGCUGGUUUUGCUACAUGCUGAACUUUUGCUGUGGUGUUUAUCUGGGACAUUGUCAGAUUACUAGAGUACAGACUAAUAUUUUCGUUUUUCUUGCGCUACGUAGAUGGAGCUUAUUGCCAAAAUGAGGAAUCCGUUUAUUGUGGAGUAUAAAGAUUCUUGGGUAGAGAAGGUCUGCUAUGUAUGCAUCAUUAUUGGUUAUUGUGAAGGAGGAGACAUGGCAGAAGCUAUAAAGAAAGCAAAUGAUGCAGAGCAGGGUACUUAUGUGCCUCCAGCAUUGGAGGAAGAUGGCAAUAUGCUGAAUAUGUCCAAAAGCUUGAAUUCCAUUGAAGAACCUCGUGUUUGCAAGACUGCAGGCAUAUGUAGCUAUGUAUUUCAAAUCAUUUACCAGGUAAGCAUUCUCUAACAAUAUUGGUUUUUCCUUAAUUACGUACAAAUUUUAA